CAGCAGUCUCUCUGCUCCACGGCACUCAGAAGACCUUCCUCAAGGCUCAGCAUUUUCGGGGCCACUAUGGCCCCUAUCCACCAAGCAUCACGCGUUCCACCGCCUUCGUUACCCACUAAAGUCCGCCGUAAGCUUGUUGGCCACCGCGGCCCUAUCUACACAAUCCGGUUCAAUGAAAAAGGCACCUAUUGUAUGACUGGAGGGCAGGACAAAAGCAUCAAGCUCUGGAACCCCUUUCGCCCCAGCGCCGACGCCAACAAAGCAGGAGAAGCCAUGCUCGUCCAGACCUUCACGGGCCCCCACGGCUACGAAAUCCGCGAUGUGGCGAUAACCACCGACAAUGCCCGGUUCGCCUCGUGCGGGGGCGACACCGCCUUUUACCUGUGGGACGUGGCUACGGCUCGGGUCGUAAAGAAAUUCAGUGGACACGCGCACAUGAUCAACAGCGUAGCGUUCAACGCGGAGGGUACCGUCGUCCUGAGCGGGUCCUAUGAUCGGACAGUCAAAAUCUGGGACCUGCGAAGCAAUAAUCGAGACCCCAUUCAGACGUUGGACGACUUCAAGGACAGCGUGACGCGUGUGAUGGUUUUGGAAGAGGGGGGUAGGGCGGGGAAGGGGGCGGGAGGGAAGGAGGUGCUGGCCACUUCUGUGGAUGGGUGUCUGCGCACGUAUGAUAUACGGAAAGGGGUGAUGUGGAUGGACGAUUGCAAGGAGCCCCUAUCUUCGGUGACCGUUUCCGGGGACGGACAAUGCGUGCUGAUGAACGGUUUGGACGGUGUCGUCCGUUUGUUGGAGAGAAGCACGGGCGAGAUGCUGAACAAUUAUCAAGGACACACCCACCAGGCCUACCCCAUUGAAUCGUGCUUCGACAAUACGGACGCUUUUGUGCUGUCAGGCUCGGAGGACGGCUCUCUCUAUGUAUGGGAUUUGGUAGAGGGAGGGAGCGAGGGAGGGAAAGAGGGGAAGCCGGUCGCUGUCCUGAAAGAGCACAAACGGGCCUUAGGUUCCAUGUCUUUCCACCCGUCCGAAGCUGUCCUUGUCACAGCAGGAUACGAUGGUGUAGGCUGCUGUUGGUUCAGGGAGACGCGAUGA
Molecule: messenger RNA, 1092 nt
Organism: Nannochloropsis gaditana CCMP526
Product: mitogen-activated protein kinase
Exons: 5
Coding region: 67-1092 (341 amino acids)
Biological process (GO): mRNA splicing, via spliceosome
Cellular component (GO): catalytic step 2 spliceosome
Molecular function (GO): protein binding
Source: RefSeq, a predicted model, not a curated record